AUGAAUGAUAAAGUAAUUACGAGGGAUCCCCAAUCAACCGGUCUGAUAGACCUACAAGUGGAGUUAAUGCCCACAGAGAAUAACUCAUGUGAUAUGAUAGGGAUGUAUAAAAAAAAAAAACUAAAGGAAAUUAUAAAAAGAGUGUAUGUCGGAAAUUACGAAGAUUCAAAGAACGUCUUACUGCUUAGCAGAACCUGCAUCACGCAUAUUAUAAUCAUACGGUGCUCCAAAGAAGAACACACAGCAAGAAUAAUCUACCCGCAUAAGUUCGAGUACUACAUUAUCGACUUUAAUGAAGAACUCAAGUUUACAAGUUGUUCCCAUUUUAAGUACUUGCUAGAUGAAAUACUCCUAGAAAAUGAGAAAAACAAAGUGUUUGUACACAGCUACUUCUCUCUUAAGAAUAUAUUGUCACUAAUCAUAUAUUACAUAGUCACAACGUACAAUUCUGAAAUAGAAGAUGCUAUUUCGUACGUUAACAAAUUGAUCCCUAAUUUUGUGAUACCCAUCGAAGAUGCCGAUAAAAUCUACUACUUCACUAUAAGGAACAAGUUAACGUAUUACCCAGGAGAGUGCACGAGUAUUCAAGAUAUUAAGGACAAAAAAUGA
Molecule: messenger RNA, 609 nt
Organism: Plasmodium malariae
Lineage: Eukaryota; Apicomplexa; Aconoidasida; Haemosporida; Plasmodiidae
Product: conserved Plasmodium protein, unknown function
Exons: 6
Coding region: 1-609 (202 amino acids)
Source: RefSeq, a predicted model, not a curated record